Messenger RNA from Asterias rubens (European starfish), 3227 nucleotides. Its product is annotated as gametogenetin-binding protein 2-like. Gene Ontology annotation, cellular component: cytoplasm; nucleus. The transcript is spliced from 13 exons. The record is from RefSeq and is a predicted model, not a curated record. The coding region runs from base 154 to 2196 and encodes 680 amino acids. NCBI's taxonomy places the organism in Eukaryota, Metazoa, Echinodermata, Asteroidea, Forcipulatida, Asteriidae.
AGUAAAUAGGUGUUCAAAACUUCCUACGUUGACGUCUUGGGGAGGAUUCGUACUCUGAAAAACCACUCCAAAGUCAUGAGAUAAGCAUAAAUCAAGACAUUUGACUGCUCACAUUUAUUCUUUGGUUGUUUGACCCGUCUCAGGAGUUACUGGAUGGAACCAAUGGGGAUGGCAAAGUUGGUGGGAGUGUGUCCCAAAGUGGGGACGUGUGAAGUGAACAACCCGUACCAGUUUAAGCGUAGACAAGUACCCCUGACUGCAGACAAUCUUACGAUGGUAAUGGAGAUGUCGGACAUAGAGUAUGAUCAGUGUGAUCACAAUAACAAGAAAGGCAGGAACAAGCACACAGAGAUUGAUUCCUUCAUCGAGAAAUUUAGCGAUCUUAGCCGGGAUGAGCUGGCAGCAGCGUUGAUGAUCCCAAGUAAAGAGUUAUUCGGUCAUUCCAUGCAGGAGAGCGUACCGUGUGUGGGAUGCAGGAGAAGUAUGGAGCAGCUGUUUUCCCGACUGAGGGACCAACACCAUGUGAGGGCGCUAGAACCUCUGGUGAUCACAGGGCAUUCAGAGCUUUCCUUGGUUACAGAUAUGCUGUACGAUCCAAGGAAAUUGUAUAACCUCUUCCACUUACAUGGGUCAAAGUUAGAAGAUCUGGUCAACAUGCUACACAAGAACAAGAAGAAUCGAAGGUGUUUACUGCAUUCAUUAGAUAACCACAAGGCAAAGCACAUAUCAACUUGGAUUGAUGUAUGGGACACUAUGGAGAGACCUUGCAGGGAGGAAGUGACGUUCGUCCAAGCAUCGAGUCUACACAGUACAACAGAAGCAUACCUGCGGAAACACAGGUUCUGCGGCGAGUGUAAGACCAAGGUGAUGCGUGCGUACAGCAUUUUGGUCGGAGAGGUCCAGCCGUGCGAGGAGAAGAGUUACUGUAGCGCCCUCUAUGAGGGUAUACGUUGCUGUCCGCUAGAGAAGCAUAUACACCUAUUAUGCGAGACGGACUUUAUUGGGCGACUCAUCGCAAGAGCGGAGCCAGAACUCAACGGAAUACGGAGAGAGCGGCACGCCAAAACCAUUGAGAUAGCCCAGGAGGAGGUCUUAACCUGUCUAGGAAUCCACAUCUACGAGAGAUUGCACAAAAUAUGGCAGAGUCUCAGAGCGGAGGAACAAACAUGGCUGCUGCUGUUUCAUGUGGGCGUCCAGAAACUGGAAAAAGCACUAGAGAUGGCAUUGGAAGCCAAGCAAGGUAUGUCCAAACUGGAGCAGGUCUGCGAGGAGAUCACAGAAGCCGACCGGGUCAAGCAGCAGAAACGAGACCAGAAGAAACAGCGCCGCAAAGCCCGCAAGAAGAACAAGAACGCCGCAGAGUCUGUGGGGUCAGAGGGCAAAGGUCAGAGGUCACUGCAGCUUUUAUACAAUGAGGCUGAAGAGGGGGAGCAUCAGUGUCAGGUGGAGGGCGGCGGAGAAGGAAAAUUUGUGUGUGAGCAUGAUGAGAAUGACAACAUGGGCAUUCCUUGCAAGGUGUGCGACACAGACUUCAAGUCAACGGCAGACGACAAGCUACACUCGUGUCGCAACGACGCCGACUACUCCAGUGGUAUCGAUUGCGGGGAAGACUGCGGUCAUAGUUCACGAGAGAGUUCGGAUGUUGCGUGCUCAGAGGGGAUUUGUAAUCACGACCAAGACGCUGGUUCAAUACAGGGUGAAUUUUUACAUGAAGGAUCUUGUGGUCAGGAUCUUUCCAUGGAGGAUCAAGAUGAGAUCUGUGUAGAUAGAACGUGUCAUUCCAACGAGGGGUUGUUGUCUCUACAUCAUUCCAAGUGUGACGGCGGUAAGACACUGGACUGUGCCCACUGUGAGGGAACGCAGGAGGUUUCGGAGGAGGUCAAUCAAGUACAAAAAAUCUGUCAGUGUUCAACAGAAGCUCAGCUCAGGCAUGCUGUUGGCUGGACAUCUACUUUACUUGAUAUGUUAGAGGGUUCGUGUUCAUCAGAUGACGAGCCGCAGAUCUCCCCUGAAGAAAUCCGUCGCUUCCGGGACAGUCACAAGUCUCUCGACCGCCAGCGAAAGAAACUACGCGCCAAAAUAAAGCAUCGCUACAACAAAAAGUUUGCACAACAGAACACCGGUCAACCGACGAAGGGGUUCGUGGCACAAAUCCACAACUUAGCAAAUGAGAUCGGGCGGGUCACAGUCGAGUAAAUUCCAGAACUUCAUAAAUCUUGAGGGGAAAAAAAUGAUUGGUUUAGAUUAGAAGGAACAAAAUUUGAAAAUUUGCAAUAAACUAAAAUUCCUCCAAAUCAGUUACCCAGAAUAUCACCUGCUUUGUGAUGAAUUCAGGUUUGGAGAAUGUAGACUUAAAAAACAAUCAAUUAUUUGCACAAACAUUUAGAAUGCACUCAUCCCCCCAAUGGACAAAGUAUUUGAGACCAAGUCGGAUUCAACCUAAGAUGGUAUAGCAGAUGUUGUCAAGUGAAGAAUUUACAGUUUUUCCUAUGUUUCAAAGGUCAACAUGCUAUUUAUAUAUUGUCAGUGCGAAAACGUUGUAGCUCAUAAAAUAGUACUUACAUACUGGGCAAAGUUGAACUUAUCAAAGUGUGUAUCAUGCUUAAAAUGGCCUGCAUUUACACACAAAACAAUUUGCUUCCAGAUGUUUUUGCACUGAGCAUUUUCGUGCAAGAUACGAUGUUUGUGCGAAAUCGAGAUGCAAUGUUUUUGCAAAAUUCAGAUACAAUGUUUUUGCACUGACGUUGUUGCAGAUACCUUCAACUGGUGUGAAAAACAGGAGGUCUAUGGAUAGAGAGAAAUCAGUAAUGUUUCAGCCAUGUGGUAAAAUUUACAAAGAAAAGCUGUUGAGGAUAAAGCUGUUGAGAUAAGGCUGUACCAAUAAAACCAACCGAAAUUGCAAAGGAAUACCAAGAUGGCUGAUUGAGGUAUCAGUCCAUGAUAUUCACCAUUAGUUAUUCAGUAUUGUUUUUUGGCAGAAGUAUUUAUGUUCAUACGAGGAAACGUCCCUGAAACAUGAUGAAGGUUUCAGAGCCUCACACAUUCCAGUUUAUUUGAGAUGACUUUGAAAAUGCCCUUUCCAGCUUUAUUUACUUAGUGCAAAUGCAAUGCAUCAUUUGACUUGACAAGUACACAGCCUAAGUUCAUGGUGCUACUUUAAAGGCAGUGGACACUAUUGGUAAUUACUCAAAAUAAUUAUUAGCAUAAAACCUUUCUUGGUGACGAGU